CUGCCACCACCAGUGUAGUGGUAUUGUGGCGGUGCUGCCACCACCAGUGUAGUGGUAUUGUGGCGGUGCUGCCACCACCAGUGUAGUACCAGUGUUUACCUGUAGAUACCUCCACAGUGUUUUGAUGACUUAAAGACCGUAUUGACGCGCCGCUGCUACUAUUGUCUCCGUAUCUCACGUUCAGCUCGCCCGUGCUCCCACCACCUGCGUGGGUGCUCACUUAUUUCUGAGGGUUGUCUCAGCUCCUGGUCCCUCCCUCUCUCUCCCUCUCUCUCCCUCUCUCUCCCUCUCUCUCUCUCUCUCUCUCUCUCAGCUCCUGGUCCCUCCCUCUCUUCUCAGCUCCUGGUCCCUCCCUCUCUUCUCAGCUCCUGGUCCCUCCCUCUCUCAGCUUCAGGUCCCUCCCCGCCUCUCAACUCGUAACCCGCCUAAAAGUAGUGACAGUAGAGACGCUGCGCUACCGGUUCGAGUUCUACGGGCGUGGGUGGCGCCCAUAAGGAUGGCAGCGUGCGGGCGGCGGGCGUGAAGCGCCGCCCGCUGGUCGUAGUGUCGGCCGCGGGCGUGUGGAGAGAUGGCAGUGGAUGGGGUGGUGGGGGCGGGCGUGGUCUUCUAGCUUCACCCUCGACCGUCCCUGCUGGUGGUGGGCGGGGCGUGGGCGGCCGCACGCCCGCCACCACCACCACGCCCCGCGACCUCCAGGGGCGCCGCCCCGGGCACGCACCCCUCGCUACCACAACUUCCAGACGCCACGUUCCCUCACACCACUCACCAUCAGCGCCACCACCACUACCACCAGCACCACCGGCAGCACCGCUACCCACACCAGACGCUGUACCCUCCACCAGGAGGAAGAGUGUGGGGGCCCCCAGCAGGAGGGGACCUCGUGGUGGUGGUGCCCUACUAGUAUGACCAAUCCUGGGUCCUCGGAUCCUCUGCCAGGCUGCCUGGACGCCGACGCUGCCUACGUCUGCACCGCCCUCGCCCCCUCCUGCUUCCUCAUACAGAAGGUGCCGGAGGUUUCGAGCAGUGGUGGGGCCGCUGUGCUCAACCCGGAGGCGUCAGUGUUCCACCUUCCUCCCGCCCUGCACACAGCCCAAACACCACCGCCCACGCCCAUCCCCACGCCCUCUACCACACAUCCACCCACCAUUAAUGGCUACCACGCGCAUGUUUACCCCUUCAUGAAUGGGGAUGUCGCCAAACAGUAUUGUGGGGUGUGCCCCCCAACACCUGAUACUCCAGGACCCAUGGCAGUAGAGUCUCCUGUGGAGGCCACUGCCUCCCUUACUAACACACUGCCUGUAGAGGGAGGCACCACUGCAAGUCAACCUCCAGGAAAGACUGCUCCGGUUCCCAAAACAGAGGAAAUGGCGGCGGCGGCAGUAGCAGCAGCAGCACAAAAUAGUGAGCAAGAUGAGCCUGUAAAAUCAUGCACUCCCCUCAGUAGUACACAGCAGAAUGGGGAAGUGUCCCCGGAGAGCAGUCAGUCAAGUGCCUCCUCCCUUCCUGCCUCACUGCCAACCCCACCUCCUAGUAGUAGAAGCAGUCUCCCUGAAAUUGGCAAAGAUCCAGAAAAGAAAGAACAGUUGUGUGAAAAGAGUAAAGAACAACUCACCUCUAGUGAAACGCAGGGCACGCAGACUACACCUGCGCAGACACCCACACCAAGUACGCCGGCAAUCACUCCACCUGUACAAGCACAGCAGUCAGUUCAACAGACUCAGCCACUAAGCCGGGACCAGAUAAAGCAGCUGGUAGCUCAACAGGUUGAAUACUUCUUUUCAAGAGAAAACCUGAGCAAUGAUCCAUACUUGAUAUCACAAAUGGACAGUGAUCAGUAUGUGCCAGUGUUUAUAUUAGCCAACUGUUCACAAUUCAAGAAUAUCACGAAGGACCACAGCAUCAUUGUAGAGGCUCUUAAAGAAUCCCCAUUUGUACAGCUGGAUGAAGAAAAUAACAGAGUGCGGCCUAAUUACAAGCGUUGUAUUGUGAUUCUCAGAGAAAUCCCUGAAUCUACUCCAGUUGAAGAAAUUGAAUCUGUGUUUAAGAGUGAGGAGUGUCCGAAGGUGGUAUCAUGUGAAUUUGUCCACAAUUCUUCUUGGUACGUUACAUUUGAAUCUGAUGAAGAUGCACAAAAAGCGUACUGGUAUCUCCGUGGAGUAGUUAAAACAUUCAAGGGCAAUCCAAUACUAGCAAGAAUAAAAACUAAGCCAAUGUCAAGACUUGGAUGCCUAUCAGUAUUGCCAUCAUAUGGUAAUAAAGGUGAGGGGAAAGAAGGUUCUGCUCCACCUGCUACCCCAGGAUCAGCAGGUCUUCCAGGUGGACCUGGGACACCAGCUGCUCCAAGCAAUUACACUAAUCCAGGGAACCAAAGGUUUAUGUACUCCACACCAUCUUCUGUUAAUGCUAGCUCCUACACGUAUUCCUACAGUGCGCCCACCACGCAGCUACCAACUGCUUUUUUUUAUCCCAACAUGAUGCAGUGGACACCAGGGGGAUACUACGACAUCAAUAGCUUUUUGCAGUUUAAUGGCCUGUCACCACAAGCUGCAUUUAAGCCUCCCACCAACCACAAUAUUAGAUAUCCAAGUAGUAGAAGAAACUCCAAACAUCGAGAUGGUCGCUAUGACAAAGGUGACAUUCGACACAGUAGUGGGGCUGGUCUGGGUAAUAGUGGAAGUAGCAAUCAUAGUAUUCAUCCUGGUCAUUAUCACCCCAACUUACGACCUCAUCCUAGUAACCCUAGACCUCAUGCCGCACCAUCCCCGUCUCAGGCAUUACAGAGAGUUGGUCAACCUCCACCCACAAACACUGGUACUCAUACUCCCCCACCACCCCCUCCACCACCCCCACCACCACCACAACCACCACAACCCCAACAACCCCAACCAUCGACGUCUAUAUCGGCUGCUGCUGGUGGAAAUAAUCAUGACAGCUUUGCUCAUAGUGACUUUUCAAUAGCUAGUCAAACAAAUCUAUAUACAUCUUUCAGUCCACCCAUGCCAACUCAACCUGUGAUCCAUACAGAAAAGAAAGAAGUGGUGACUGUCUCUAAGGCAUCUAGUAACAGUAGUACUCUUCCAGUAUCAUCGCAGUCCUUAGGGCAGACAUCCACUAGCAUUUCUAGCCCCCAAUCCUCCAGUACCUCCAUGCUCAAUUCAUCAACCACCGAAACUAGUUCUGUACCUGCUGCUGCAACCAUGUCUACAACUGUUUCUGCUACAGUAACAACUAGCAGUACCUCCCCUUUAAACCAAAAUCAUCCCCCCCCUUUGCAUCCUCUACCUCCACUCCAUAGACAUCAAUAUAUACCACAGCAGCCCCUAGGACCGCCACCGCCGCCACCACCUCACCGCAACAAUUACGGCAAUGACCAUUACACCACCCCCACAAUAAAGAGAUUAAAAAGAAGUUUGGUUAGUACAUCAACGCAUAGUAAUAAACUUGAUGGGAGACCAGUUCCACGUGAUCAGCGUGGAGCCCGUGAUGAUAGAAGACCUGGUGCUAAUGGAGGGCCACGUGGAGACAGACGGGAUUAUGUUAGGGACCAUCCCAGAGAGUACCAGAGGGACCACCAGAGGGAUGCUGUUCGAAGUGCUGGGGGUAGAGAACGUGACCACAGACUUUUAAGAGAUGGCAACCCUCGGACUGGAAAGGAAAAUAGACCUCUUCCCUCAAGACCGUGGAAGGAAGAGAAAGUGGAUGCUGAUGGUUGGAUUACUAAAGGUCCCAAAGAGUCGCGUUGUCAACGAGAAAUGAACAGAGAUCAGUGGGAAAGGCCUGAGGCACGUGAUACUAGGACACACCAUCUGGUUAAUGGGGACUCCUCUCCCCCUUCUUCACCUAAACCACAAAAGACAGAUACCAAAACAAGUAGUGGGGAGUGCUGUAUAGAAGAAACCAAAGCAACAUCGUCUCAGCCUUCAAAUAACAACGAUGGGGAGCACAAAACCAGCUGGGCAAAGAUGGCCUUGGCAUCAAAGGAUCAAAUGGAGAGGCUUGCAGCCGAAUUGAAAGAGAAGGAAGAGCAGGAAAAGAUAAAAAAACAAAGGCUUGGCACAAGGUUACAAACCAAGCCACAAGAGAAAGUUUUGCUACCCCGUGAGCGAGACUGCAAGCCCAUGAGAAGGGAUGGACCCCCACGGGAAAAUCGUUUGCCUUCGUCAUUCAGGCCACGGGAUUCUGCCAGACCUAAGUCACCAAAGUGAAGUCUGAGACUGGAAGUGACAUAUUGACAGAGGCUGCCCACCAGGCUAAGGGGACUAGACUACAGUCAGGGACUAUAAGACAUAAUAUGAACACCCUGGCUAGUUCUGCCUUGUCCUAUACACAUACCAACAUACUACAAAUUGGGUGUAACUGCAUGUUGGUGGUGUUCUCUGGCAGCUACUGAGUGGUACACUAGUUUGAUACGUCCCCAGCCUGGUGCUCCCACACCCCACUAGUUGCCCAGUUCUGCUGCUGCAGUGCAUGUGGCUGCAUCAUCCUUCUCCAGUGCCUACGCUGUCUGCCAUUUUGUGUACAUAUUGACGACAUGACCAUGCUGUUUACCGUAUGCAAUUUGCCCAACUGGAGAGUGUGUGACCGGUGCCAAAUGUGGGGCAUCCUGCUUACCUGUACAGUUGAGAGUUUAUUUUUGACUAUGAUAGCCUUGUACAUUAUUGAAAAUGUGAAAAAGUCACACCCUAGAAACUAUGUGGCUGAUUCACUUAUUGUGUAUAUGCGAGUGCUUGUCUAUCUUGUCUGAAUCAAAAAAAAAAAAAAAACUAUUUACAAAGAUGUGAGCAGUACUCUCAUUGGACAUA
Molecule: messenger RNA, 4802 nt
Organism: Cherax quadricarinatus
Lineage: Eukaryota; Metazoa; Arthropoda; Malacostraca; Decapoda; Parastacidae
Source: RefSeq, a predicted model, not a curated record